GUGUUAACCGGAGCACCGAGCACCUGAUGCUUCCUUCCCCGUGAGCUCUGAAGGGCUCGUCUCCGGUUUCCCAUCGACUACCCCUAUUCUCCUCCUGCCUUUAGGUUCUUAACCAAAAUGUGGCACCCCAAUAUCUACGAGACCGGCGAUGUCUGCAUCUCCAUCCUCCACCCGCCGGUGGAUGACCCGCAGAGCGGGGAGCUGCCGUCUGAGCGGUGGAACCCCACCCAGAACGUGCGGACCAUUCUCCUGAGCGUGAUCUCGCUGCUGAAUGAACCCAACACGUUUUCUCCAGCCAACGUGGAUGCCUCCGUGAUGUACCGCAAGUGGAAGGAGAGCAAAGGGAAGGACCGGGAGUACACGGACAUCAUCAGGAAGCAAGUCUUGGGCACGAAGGUGGACGCUGAGCGGGAUGGUGUGAAGGUCCCCACCACGCUGGCAGAGUACUGUGUGAAGACCAAGACUCCGGCCCCAGAUGAGGGCUCAGACCUCUUCUAUGAUGACUAUUAUGAGGAUGAUGAGAUGGAGGAGGAAGCAGACAGCUGUUACGGUGAUGAGGAUGACUCCGGCAAUGAGGAAUCUUGAUGGCCCUCUGGCAUUGCAAAACUUACUAUAAACUACUGAAUUUUACCUCAACUAGGACAAACUGGUUUGAAUUUAGGAUCUGUCAGCCCUGAAAUUAACUCUCUACCUCGCAGGGAGACUGUUCUGCUGUUGCAAAGGAAAUCCCACCACUGUCUUUGUAGAAAAAGCAAAAAACAAAAACCCUAUUUUAUAAACUUCCUGGGUGGGGGACGGGUGGGGAAGGGGAAGUCGCAUUGGGGUGUUCACAAAUCCACAGAAACCGGGGAGCUGGUGGCUCUGGCUGGAUGAGGAGUGAUGGCAAAACCUGGCGUUGGCUGCCCAUCGUUUGGGCACGUUCAACUCUUCUUCAGCCCCACGUGGGAGGAACGGUUUGGGGAGGCUGUGGAGCCGGUGAGUGGUCGCUUUGGGUGGGAAGCGUGUGAGCGUUGUGUAGCUUUCUACAGCCUUUGAGGUGUCCGAGUAGGAAGGGCUGUAGGGCAGGCGCUGCUGCCCUCUGCCCCCAGUGGGGCUGUCCCCAGUGGGACCCUCCUGCUGCCCGUUCCCCAUGAUGCCGGAGCCGUGUUUGCAGCAAAUGGGUCGGGAAGGGCUGGGACAUCGGGCAGGACGUGCCCGGCGGCCGCCUGGCACUGCAGCGCGUGGGGAGGGGCUGUUUGUAGUUUUUAACUAGCUGGGAGGGAUGGGGUAGUUCUGAGUCUUUCUGCUUCUGUUUUUUUUGGAAACUAUUUAAUAAAGUACUUCAAGGG
This is a messenger RNA of Pygoscelis adeliae (Adelie penguin), 1328 nucleotides long. RefSeq names its product cell division cycle 34 (gene CDC34). Gene Ontology annotation, molecular function: ubiquitin conjugating enzyme activity. The coding region runs from base 118 to 585 and encodes 155 amino acids. The transcript is spliced from 5 exons. Lineage: Eukaryota; Metazoa; Chordata; Aves; Sphenisciformes; Spheniscidae. The record is from RefSeq and is a predicted model, not a curated record. Gene Ontology annotation, biological process: protein polyubiquitination; ubiquitin-dependent protein catabolic process.